AUGGAGACGAGCCCCAUCCCGGUACUGACGGUCCAAACCGCCCCCUUCGACGACCAGCGGCCCGGUACCAGCGGGCUGCGGAGGAAGACGGCGGUGUUCGAGGGCAAGAAGAACUACCUGCAGAACUACAUCCAGAGUGUGUUGUCCUCCAUGGACCUGCGGGACCGACAGGGCUGCACCAUGGUGGUGGGCAGCGACGGACGAUACUUCAGCCGAGCUGCCACCGAGCUGAUAGUGCAGAUGGCAGCUGCCAACGGGAUUGGUCGUCUUGUGAUUGGCCACAACGGCCUCCUGUCCACCCCCGCUGUUUCCUGCAUCAUCAGGAAGAUCAAGGCCAUUGGUGGGAUAAUCCUCACAGCCAGUCACAACCCGGGAGGCCCCGGUGGAGACUUUGGAGUCAAGUUCAAUGUGGCAAAUGGAGGCCCGUCUCCGGACACAGUGAUGGAGAGGAUCCACCAGGUGAGCCGGACACUCGAGGAGUACGCAAUCUGCCCUGAUCUCCGCAUUGACCUUUCCAGGCUGGGAAGACAAGAAUUUGACUUGGAGAACAAGUUCAAACCGUUCAGAGUGGAGAUUGUAGACUCAGUUGAUGUGUAUCUACAACUGCUGAAAAACAUCUUUGACUUCAGUGCCAUUAAAAGUCUUCUCACAGGACCAGAUCAGGUCAAGAUACACAUAGAUGCCAUGAACGGAGUGAUGGGGCCCUAUGUACGGAGGAUCCUGUGUGAUGAGUUGGGAGCUCCCGCUAACUCUGCUGUCAACUGUGUCCCUCUGGAGGACUUCGGUGGGCGACCUCCGGAGCCCAACCUGAUCUACGCCACCUCUCUGGUAGACGCCAUGAAAGGAGGGGACUUUGGCUUUGGAGCGGCAUUUGAUGCGGAUGGGGACCGGUACAUGAUCCUCGGAGAAAACGGCUUCUUUGUGAACCCGUCAGACUCGUUGGCCAUCAUGGCUGCCAACCUCUCCACCAUACCCUACUUCAGACAGCUGGGAGUCAAGGGCUUUGCCAGGAGUAUGGCCACCAGCACCGCCCUCGACAGGGUAGCCAAAGCAAUGAAACUGGCGCUGUAUGAGACUCCCACAGGCUGGAGGUACUUUGGGAACCUGAUGGAUUCUGGGCGUUGUUCCCUCUGCGGGGAGGAGAGCUUUGGGACAGGCUCAGACCACAUUCGUGAGAAAGACGGUCUGUGGUCGGUGUUGAUGUGGUUGUCCAUCAUGGCCGCCAGGAAACAAGGUGUGGAGCAAAUCAUCAAAGAACACUGGGCCAAGCUCGGACGCAACUACUUCUGCAGAUUUGACUAUGAAGGCCUGGACCCACGUGCUGCCUUCUACCUGAUGAGGGACCUGGAGUCAGUCAUCUCAGACAAAGCGUUCACCAGCCAGAAGUUUGCCGUAGGAGACCACGUAUACAGCGUGGAGAGGGCCGACAACUUUGAGUACAUUGACCCCGUGGAUGGAUCAGUGGCUCGAAACCAGGGUUUAAGGAUUGUCUUCACUGAUGCGUCCCGCCUGGUGUUUCGGAUGAGCGGGAGCGGCGGAGGGACGGGCGCCACCAUCCGCAUUUACGCUGAGAGCUUCGAGAGAGACCCUGAGAGACACAACAGAGAGACACAGGUGGUGCUGGGUCCUCUCAUCGCCAUCGCCCUGAAGAUCUCCAACGUCCAUGAGAGGACAGGGCGCCGUGGCCCCAACGUCAUCACAUGAGCAACAAGGAAAACACACGCACACACUCACAUGCACGCACACACGUCAUGCAUCUAACUGCUCACAUCGACAAAAAAUACCUUCAAAAUAUAAUUUCCCUGUACUUAUCUGCCAUUUUUAAAUCCCCUUCUCUGUAGCUGUAUUCUCAUUUUUAUUUUUUCUCUAAAUGACGACUAAACUGAGGGUGCUUAUCUCUCAAAAAGAAAGCACAAUGUUCUCCGAACUGUUUAUUGACCACUAUCAAAAAUAUUCAGUGUCUAAAAAACAGGGAAGCUAUUUAAUUAUUGCAAUAAAUAAAUAAUGAAAAAUAUGUAAACAGCAACCCUAUCAUGAAUGUGCAGACUGACUGUUAAUGUUUGUGGCUUGCAGUUAUUGACAAAGGGAGCCUAAGAUAAUUGUUUAAUUCACCAUGUUGUUUUGUAUAACAGUGCAGUGUUCACUUGUCAUAUUGCUUUUACCUGUCCUCUCAUAUAUGUCAUUAUUUUCAACCAUUUCAUGCAGAAGUAAUCAAACUAUUUUCCAAGUGUAAAAUAAAACAGCCGUUGCAUCACAACUAUAUACCAGUGAAGUGAAUUGCAAUUAGUUUAUGUUUGAUAUAUUAAUGUUAAUGCAUAUAUUGCUCUAUGAAGUAGUGGGAAGACUCUUGUUUACUACCUAAGGACAAGUAUUCAAAAUGUAAAAUAACAAAAUAGCGAAUGAGCCCACAGGUAAUGAAAAAGAAAAUAUAUAUUUUAGAUUUGUUUACUAAUCUGGCUUUCUCUUUAAUUUGUCAGUUAAAGCCUUUGGGAAUGCCGUAUAACCAUAUUUGAAUAUAUUUUUUCUUUUUUUUUAAAUCCAAAUAAACUUUUUUUGUGUGUA
Molecule: messenger RNA, 2562 nt
Organism: Sebastes umbrosus (honeycomb rockfish)
Lineage: Eukaryota; Metazoa; Chordata; Actinopteri; Perciformes; Sebastidae
Gene: pgm5
Product: phosphoglucomutase 5
Exons: 11
Coding region: 1-1704 (567 amino acids)
Biological process (GO): myofibril assembly; carbohydrate metabolic process; striated muscle tissue development
Cellular component (GO): sarcolemma; cell-substrate junction; adherens junction
Molecular function (GO): phosphoglucomutase activity; magnesium ion binding
Source: RefSeq, a predicted model, not a curated record